This is a messenger RNA of Neopelma chrysocephalum (saffron-crested tyrant-manakin), 1208 nucleotides long. RefSeq names its product acidic mammalian chitinase-like. Gene Ontology annotation, molecular function: chitin binding; chitinase activity. The record is from RefSeq and is a predicted model, not a curated record. Lineage: Eukaryota; Metazoa; Chordata; Aves; Passeriformes; Pipridae. Bases 206 to 1033 code for a protein of 275 amino acids. Gene Ontology annotation, cellular component: extracellular region. The transcript is spliced from 8 exons. Gene Ontology annotation, biological process: carbohydrate metabolic process; chitin catabolic process.
CAGUCUGUGCUCUGAAUGAGUUUUUCCUCUCAGCAGAGCUGAAAGGGGCAGUCAAGGCUCUGCUUCACUUCACUCUGCGGGCAGAAACUUCCGGGGGAAAUUUCUUAAUAGAAGGGUUUUUUGAAGGACUGUGGCUGGUUUUGCAAACAGGUGUUUUCUCACAGGAAAGCACUUCAUAUCUUGUGCCCCAGGCAGGUUCACUACGAUGGUUUCCACCCCCCAGAACCGCCAGACCUUCAUCAAUUCCGUUGUCAAAUUCCUGCGCCAGUAUGGAUUCGAUGGGCUGGACCUGGACUGGGAAUACCCCGGCUCCAGGGGCAGCCCAGCCCAGGACAAGGGGCUCUUCACCACCCUGGUUAAGGAAUUGCUGGCAGCCUUUCAGCAGGAAGCCCAACAGACCAACCAGCCCCGUCUCAUGGUCACCGCGGCCGUGGCUGGAGGACUUUCCACCAUCCAGGCUGGCUACGAGAUUGCUGAGCUGGGCAAGUACCUGGACUACAUCCACGUGAUGACCUACGACUUCCACGGCCCCUGGGACGGCUCCACCGGCGAGAACAGCCCCCUGUUCAGCAGCGGCAGCACCCUCAGUGUGGAAUACGCCAUGAACUACUGGAAGAACAACGGUGCCCCAGCUCAGAAGCUCCUGGUUGGCUUCCCGACCUAUGGAAAGACCUUCACCCUGCAAAACCCCUCCAACACCGGGAUUGGGGCCCCAUCCUCUGGCCCUGGGCCAGCAGGACCCUACACCAGGGAGGCCGGGCUUCUGGCUUACUAUGAGAUCUGCUCGUUCCUGAACACCGGAGCCACCCAGGCUUGGGAUGCCCCCGAGGACGUGCCCUACGCCUACAAGGGCAACGAGUGGAUUGGCUACGACAACACGAAGAGCUUCAGCCUGAAGGUCGACUGGCUGAAGCAGAACAACUUUGGAGGGGCCAUGGUUUGGACCAUCGACCUGGAUGACUUCACUGGCACUUUCUGCCACGAAGGCAAAUACCCCCUGAUCUCCACCCUGAAGAAGGGCCUUGGUCUGUGAGCAGCGGCUGCAAGACCCGUGAACGGUCCAGUCCUCAAGUCCCUGUAGCUCCUAAUGUGGAAGCAGCAAUUCAGGGGACUGGCCAUGAAGAUCCCAAUCCUGUUCCCACCCACAGACCCCUCUGAUCUAAUUGCACACAAUAUGAAUGAUUAAAUAAAGCUUCCUGCAAAAGCAA